UAUACUGCUGCUAAAGUGUUGCAUGAUUUCAGCAGGCAACUUUCAAUAGUUUCAGUAUCGUGGCAACUUGUGGCAGUUACUGACGACUUUGUUGAGUGUGACCAAAUACGUGUAACGAAUACAUAGUGCCGCGUAGAAACAAAAGCAGAAUGUUUUCGCGCGCUAUGUUUAAUUUUUUUUCUGGGGCGUUGUUAAUAAUUGCCCUUAUUCCGGAUGCGGCAUCUUAUAACAAAUAUGGAAGAACCUGUAAGGACAUUGGCUGCCGUACUGAUGAAACAUGUGUAAUGGCCGAGGAUCCUUGUACUGACUAUACAGAUAAAUGUGGACGAUAUCCGACUUGCCGGAGGACAAGUGAUAUAAGUUGUACUAGUAUGGUUUGCGGAGAGAAUGAAUACUGUAAGAGCGAAAAUGGUGCACCGAGAUGUGUAAGAAAAUCUACAGGAUUUGCAUUACCUGCAGGACUAAACCAAGUGUCGCAUCGAUCAACAACAAGAGUGCCACCGCCGCCGCCUAGAUCUUCAUCGUAUGGAGGAAGAUACAGUGGUCAUUCCGGCUUCAGAAAUACUGUAGGUGAUGGCUCCAUUUUCAAUCGUUUAUUCGGCGACCGUCAGCCUCGACCGACUAGCUCUGUCAGAAGCACUACGCAAACAAGUGGAAACAAUUAUUACAAUACUCACACUCACAUGGAUAAUCAUGGAAACAGAAUUUGGACAUUUUCUGAGAAUAAAAUGAGGACACGAACAAUUCCAAAACGGCAAACUAGUUAUCCGACGGCAACCGAGACACACGGCUCUUCAGAUACUCCUAAAAAUUCAGACGACCAAUCGUAUCCUGCUAGAUCUUCUGAUUAUUCAUCCAGUUCAGGAUAUCCUGGUAGCAGUUAUCCAAAUUCCGGAUCUUCGAGAGUUUCUGAUUUAUCAAAUCAACCGCAAUCUGGUUAUCCAUCCAGCGGAUCGUCCGGUUAUCCGACUAGUGGAUCAUCCGGUUAUCCGUCCAGUGGAUCAUCCGGUUAUCCGUCCAGUGGAUCAUCCGGUUAUCCGUCCAGUGGAUCAUCCGGUUAUCCGUCCAGUGGAUCAUCCGGUUAUCCAUCCAGUCAAUCAUCUGGUUAUCCAAAAAGUGGUUCUGGUUAUCCAUCCAGCGGAUCGUCCGGUUAUCCGACUAGUGGAUCAUCCGGUUAUCCAUCCAGUGGAUCCUCUGGUUAUCCUUCAAGUGGCUCAUCCAAUUAUCCAUCUAGAGAUAGUUCCGGUUAUCCAAUAGGAUCUGCAUAUCCAAGUAGAACUAGUGAUUCUUCAGGAUAUCCAGAUAAUUCUAGGAAUUUUAAUGGCGAGGAGACUGUUAAACGAACCAGCGCUAGCGCUGUAAAUGCUGGUUAUCCGAGCAAUCCACGCACAUCCGCAUAUCCAGAAAGAAAUCCAUCAUACGGUGCUAACUAUCCGGCUCAAAAUACAGGAUAUCCGUACAAUAACCAACGUUCUCCAUAUCCUAAUCAAGGAUAUUCAAAUGGGUAUUCACAAAAUUAUCCGCAAGGAGGAUAUUAUCCGCCAGCAGGAUAUUAUCCCGAAGGACGUUAUCAAGGUCAAAAUUAUAUGACUACUACCAACCGUCCUGGCAUUCGAGAUCAAUUGACGAAUUUUGCACGAAAUAUGGCAGAGAAGGUGCUGACGCAAACGAUACUAGAUCGCAUCACAGGCAGACAUCAAUAAAAUAACAGUACUAGCAUUUUUUGCAUUCUAUAAAAUCUGAGUCAAAAUGAUUAGUUACAAAAAUAUUAGUUACAUGUAUAGAAAAUAGCACUUUCUAAAAUCUUUUUUUUUUCUAAAGAAUAUCGUUUAUAUAAUUUAAGAAUUUUAGGCAUUAAAUAUUUUAGCAAAAAUCUAGUCUUAAGUUAACUUUCAGGAAGCAGAUAGUUCAGUGAAAAAGUUAUCGUCAGACACAGAAGGUGUAUUAUACAUUUCUUUAUAUAUUAAAAAUUUUUAAUUUUCUUAUGUUAAUACAUAUAUAAAAAUCUUUUAUAUAGAUAUUAAAUUCUUUUAAAAUAUUUUAUCGUUUAUAAUUUGGAUUUUAAUGUGAUUUAUUUUGUUAAUAAUAAAUGGAAUAAUUUAAAAAA
Messenger RNA from Atta colombica, 2107 nucleotides. RefSeq names its product prisilkin-39-like. The transcript has 6 exons. The record is from RefSeq and is a predicted model, not a curated record. Bases 150 to 1703 code for a protein of 517 amino acids. NCBI's taxonomy places the organism in Eukaryota, Metazoa, Arthropoda, Insecta, Hymenoptera, Formicidae.